GGCGAGGCAGAGAUCCCGGUCCCGGCGUGGUCCUCAUCUAUCAGCGCUAUGGGAAUGCGCAACGCGUUGUUUGUGAAACCCGCCCUGAUCCCGUACUAUCUGAAACCGGUCUACCUGGAGAACCGGACCAGAACUCAGUGCAGCUGAGAGAGUCUCUGCAGCAGAGCCCGGCUCAGCCUCUCUCCUCCAGUCAGCUGAGGAGGAGCAGCAGCAGAAGGAGGAGGAGGAGGAGGAGGAGGCUGAGAAGCAUCUAGAGAUGACAAGUGUUUCUCCUGCAGACGACUUGGACUCGGACGUGUGCUCGAGCCUCCUGCGUGCUGUGUGAACCGGGACCAUGUGUGCCAUGUGUUUGUCCGCAGUGCUCUUAUGUACAGUGGUGGUGGACAUCUCAGCUCGGGUUUUAACCACAACCAGCCCAGAUGACCAGUCCCUCCUCUCCCCUCGCCACUAUCAGCACACCGACCCCGACUCGGGUGCCCAGCUGGUCUGCGACAAGUGCCCGGCAGGCACUUACGUAUCUGUCCACUGCUCCCCAACGGCUGUGAGGGAGUGCAGCCACUGCCCUGAAGGCACCUUCACAAGGGGUGAGAAUGGGGUGAUGAAAUGCCACCCCUGCCGGGCUUUGUGUCCCGCAGGCUUCAUUGAGAAAGCAGCCUGCACGCCCAUACAGGACCGAGUCUGCGCAUGCCCCCCCCACAGCUUUUUGUCAGGGGAUGGUACGGAGUGUAAGCCCCACUCGCUGUGCCCUCCAGGGACCCGGGUGAAAAAGCGGGGCAGUGAGAUGGAGGACGUGAUCUGUAAGCCGUGCACCAAGGGGACUUUCUCAGACGUGGAAUCGAGUAUGGUGAAGUGCCGAACCCACACGGACUGCCAAGCUCAGGGGCUGCUGCUGCUCACACCGGGGACUAAAGACACAGAUAAUGUCUGUGGACUCGCUUCUACAGCCCCCUCCUCCUCUUCCUCUUCCUCUUCUUCUGUCACCACAACCACCCCAGUGGAGCCUGCACAGGCUGUGCUUAUACAGGAACCCCUGACUUCUUCAUCGUCUCCAUCAUCAUUACUGACUGGACCUGCAUAUAAAGGCACCUACAGCCAGUCAGCAGCAAUCCAGCUGAGGGGAAGCCCGGGUGGGGAAGACCACCGUGCAGAGGGGCUACUUCUCAGCCGGCCGGGAGCUUCCAUUCCACCAAGUUUUGAUCCCCCAAGGACUCCACUGCUCCCAGCUGACAAGCAACUCAUGGACCUGGAGCACCAGCUGGGGCAAGCCAGUUCUAACCAUGUGCCAGGUCCCAACAAGAGGACUGUGGAGGGUCUGGAGGGUGCAGAGGUAGCCAGGGGUGGGACGGGUACCAGCAAGGUAGCCGGGCAGGGGAGCGGAGGUGGUGGUAGUGGGGUCUCCAGCUACUAUAGGCCCACUCGCCGGGGGUCCCCAAGGCCAAACACCCAUGAUCACUUUGACAUCAACGAGCACCUCCCCUGGAUGAUCGUGCUGCUGCUCCUGCUGGUGCUGGUGGUGAUUGUGAUCUGCAGCGUGAAGCGCAGCUCCCGCGUGCUGAAGAAGGGCCCAAUGCAGGACCCAAGCAGCAUCAUGGAGAAGGCAAUUCAGAAGAAACCAUCUGCGCCUCCAACGCAGGUCAAAGAAAAGUGGAUCUACUACUCCAACGGACAGGGGGUGGAUAUCCUGAAGCUGGUGGCGGCCCAGGUGGGCACCCAGUGGAUAGACAUCUAUCAGUCACUGGCCAACGCAACCGAGAGGGAGGUGGCCGCCUUCUCCAACGGCUACUCGUCAGAUCACGAGCGGGCGUACGCCGCGCUGCAGCACUGGACCAUCCGGGACAGUGACGCCAUGGCCAAGCUGAUCAACGGCCUGCACCGCCAGCGGCGCAUCGACGUGGUGGAGAAGAUCCGCUGUGUCAUGGAGGACAACCCACAGUUUGACAUCAACCAGCUGAUAACCUCAGUGAAUGUAAGCCAGAGCCUCAGUCCCAUCCACAAGCCGCUCGAAUCUCCCAGCAGCGUUGGCAGCAGCAACAACAGUGGCGGGAGCGUGGGUGGGGCCAGCGGAGAAGGUGUGGAGCCGUCGCCGGUGGACCGCACCAAGGGCUUCUUCCCUGACGAAUCGGAGCCUCUGCUGCGCUGCGACUCCACCUCCAGCAAAGACUCCGCCCUCAGCAGCGGGAACGGCCCCUUCAUUACCAAAGAGAAGAAAGACACAGUGCUCCGGCAGGUGCGUCUGGACCCGUGCGACCUGCAGCCCAUCUUCGACGACAUGCUGCACAUCCUGAACCCCGAGGAGCUGCACGUCAUCGAGGAGAUCCCAGCCGCCGAAGACAAGCUGGACCAGCUGUUUGAGAUCGCAGGAGUCAAGAGUCAAGAGGCCAGCCAGACGCUGCUGGACUCGGUCUACAGCCACCUCCCGGACCUGUUAUAGUGGAGGACAGAGGAAGAAACCAUAUGCAUGAGAGCUGACGCAGAAAGGAGGGAUGAGUCAGAGCUGCUGUUGUUCAGUUUGAGCUUGAUUUUUGAUCUGAUGGAGUCUGACUCAUCAUGUGCCAUGUCACAUGAUUGGAGCCAGGUGUGGAGAUGAAGUGGUCUACUCCCCCCAAUGUCUCUUUCAAAUCUUUACUAGUACUUUAUUCCUCUUUACCCUCCUUGUCUUGUGUUUUAUACACUAUUACUCCUUCAGAACACCUCCAUCCUCUACCAUGAUACAGGGUCAACGCUCAUGGAAUGAACGCAUUCUGAGUGUCACACCAGGGACUACUUUUUCCAUUUUUCUUCAGUGUGUUCAGCCUUGUUUAAGGUGGUAUUAUAAGUAUUGUGACCUUAACAGUGAGGCUUAAGAGCCUCCAAAUUUAGAACAAGCUGGUUUGAAGAGACACUGACAACACAGAUAUAUAUUCAAAGCACUUUCUUUAUCUAAACUGGCCAAUGCCUUCACUUUUGAAAGGGUAAUUCCGUUUUUUUUUGUCAGUUGUGCCAGUCAUCCAUGCUUUCCUUGCCUUCCACGUGAUUUAAAAAAAUCUGAUUUGAAACCUGAGCAAAUUGGUCUGAUUUCCUUCAAAAACAAGGCAAUGAGCAACAAAAGAGGGCAUGACCAAGAAAUUAGCAAGACAUUAAUAAAAGGUACAACAAAUUGCAUGAAGAUUUCCAAAAACAGCAACAAAACAAGUCAUCACCCAUCGAAACAGACAAACAAGUAAA
Molecule: messenger RNA, 3204 nt
Organism: Plectropomus leopardus (leopard coralgrouper)
Lineage: Eukaryota; Metazoa; Chordata; Actinopteri; Perciformes; Serranidae
Gene: tnfrsf21
Product: tumor necrosis factor receptor superfamily, member 21
Biological process (GO): negative regulation of myelination; signal transduction; neuron apoptotic process
Cellular component (GO): plasma membrane
Molecular function (GO): protein binding
Source: RefSeq, a predicted model, not a curated record